Messenger RNA from Rotaria sordida, 264 nucleotides. The record is from the annotation of a GenBank genome assembly. NCBI's taxonomy places the organism in Eukaryota, Metazoa, Rotifera, Eurotatoria, Philodinida, Philodinidae.
AUGCAAAUCGCUGGUCUCUUCAAAACAGCUACUACUACUGCUGAUAUGCAAGAACAUGUAGAUUUACAUGAGUUCCUUGUUCAUGAUGGUAGAACAUUUGAAGUCAUUAAUGGUUCAAGUUUUAUUUAUCUCAUCGAAUGCAUUCUUGAUGUUAGUCAUACUUUACUAGGAUCAUCUACUGGUUGUGCAACUGAUUUAAUUGAUGAUUCACGAACGAUAAAUUGUGAUGUAAAUAAACUUUAUGAACAACGCAAAUCUCAAUGA